Molecule: messenger RNA, 933 nt
Organism: Daucus carota subsp. sativus
Lineage: Eukaryota; Viridiplantae; Streptophyta; Magnoliopsida; Apiales; Apiaceae
Product: probable calcium-binding protein CML36
Exons: 1
Coding region: 24-758 (244 amino acids)
Molecular function (GO): calcium ion binding
Source: RefSeq, a predicted model, not a curated record
GAACCUUCCUGGAAGCUCACUCGAUGCCACUCAAUCAUCCUCCUUUUAAACCUCCCCUCUUUCCUCUUCAUUUCUUCAUCACACCACACUUCUCUCUCAUCUCUCCUCUCUCCUCCAUUUCUCUCUACAUUAUAUACCCAGCUAUGAAACUCUCUAACAUUAACCCCAAAAAGCUCUUCAAGAAAAAAACCCGGUCUGUUUCCCGGUCCGAGCAGUCCUCUUUUGGCUCCUCCGCCACUUCAUCCUCUGACGAUUCGACCCACCAUUCGAAGCCUGCCGGGUCGGGUACACCCACUAGUGUUUUACCCGACCCGACGUCCUCCGACUUUUGUGACCUCGUGCAGGCCUUCAAAAUUAUUGACGCAGACGGAGAUGGGAAAAUUACCCGGGCCGAACUCGGGUCGCUUCUGGGUCGGGUCGGGUCGGACCCGCUCUCCGAAGAGGAGCUCACCAUGAUGCUUAGAGAGCUUGAUAGUGACGGUGAUGGGUGUAUUAGUUUGGAGGAAUUCGGUGCGAUCAGCUCCGCUUUCGGGCCUCCAUCUGGUGACGUGGAGUUACGAGAGGCGUUCGAUUUUUUCGACACGGAUCACGAUGGGAAGAUCUCAGCGGAGGAGUUAUUGUGUGUGUUCACGUCUAUCGGAGAUGGGGUGUGUUCGUUAGAAGACUGCCGUAGGAUGAUCAAGGGCGUUGAUAAAAAUAUGGACGGCUUUGUUUGUUUUGAGGAUUUUUCCAAAAUGAUGUUGCACCAAUAUAGAUGAUGUUAUCCUCUCUUCAUGUCUUUUACUACGAUCAAAUUAGAUUUAUGUUCUUAUACUGUCAAGACAGUAUGGAAACGUGUUAAGAAUUGCGUUACCAAUACCAUUUGAUGAAUAUGAGAAAAUUGCGUAUUGCAUGUCUGACAUUGCGGUAUAUAUUCAUAAAAUUAUGUUAUUA